Molecule: messenger RNA, 1158 nt
Organism: Darwinula stevensoni
Lineage: Eukaryota; Metazoa; Arthropoda; Ostracoda; Podocopida; Darwinulidae
Source: the annotation of a GenBank genome assembly
AUGAUCGAACUUGCAGGGCAGGGUCGGGUAAACCAACUGGGAGGGGUUUUCAUCAACGGGCGACCCCUGCCGAACCACAUCAGGCUGAAGAUCGUGGAGAUGGCGGCGGCUGGGGUCCGUCCGUGCGUCAUCUCGCGUCAACUCCGCGUGAGCCACGGAUGCGUGAGCAAGAUCCUCAAUCGGUAUCAGGAGACGGGGAGCAUCCGGCCGGGGGUCAUCGGGGGGUCCAAGCCCAAGAUGGCCUCGCCGGACGUCGAGAAGCGCAUCGAGGACUACAAGAAGGAGAACCCUGGCAUCUUCUCCUGGGAGAUUCGGGACAGACUGGUGAAGGAGGGGCUCUGCGACCGGAACAGCGCACCCUCGGUGAGCGCCAUCUCCCGGGUCCUCCGCGGCCGGGACCCAGAGGACGACGUCAAGGACGGAGAAAAGCUGUCGUCCGGGGAAUGCUCGGAUUCGGACUCGGAGCCGGGGAUCCCUCUGAAGCGGAAGCAGCGCCGAAGCCGCACGACGUUCACGGCCCAGCAGCUGGACGAACUGGAGAAGGCCUUCGAGCGGACCCAGUACCCCGACAUCUACACCCGCGAGGAGCUGGCGCAGAGGACCAAGCUCACGGAGGCACGCAUCCAGGUGUGGUUCAGCAACCGGCGAGCCCGUCUCCGGAAGCAGUUGUCAAGCGGGGGAAUGAUGGGGAUGUCCCCCGGGUCCCAUCAUCCUCACCCGGUCCCCGUUCCUUGCUCGUCAUCGUACCUCCUCUCCCAGAAUCCCUUCCCCACCUCCACCUCCGUCUCCACCGGGGAAACGGGUUCGGCGAGCUCGGGUGCAAGUCUUCCAGCCUCUUCCGCCCUGAGCAAGCCCAAUUCCUUCUCGUAUAACAGCCCCAUCCCCCCAUACAACCCUCCUUCUCUUCACAUGCCUCAGUUGGGGACCGGGACUGGGGGCGGUAUGGGAAGCAGCGGGAGUGGGUGCUACGUCCCAACCCACCAGGGUUUCGGGAUGACGUCGAGCGGGGAGGAGAUGUGGAACCUGCAGGGAAGUUCCUCGAUGGGGGUGGGUGCCUUCUCGGCGCCUCCACCCUCCAUCCAUCCGUAUUCACAGGGCUCCGUCGCGUCUUUCAUCCCCACCAGGCCCAGCGGCCUCUCUAUGUUCAAUUGGCACUGA